Molecule: messenger RNA, 1786 nt
Organism: Manihot esculenta (cassava)
Lineage: Eukaryota; Viridiplantae; Streptophyta; Magnoliopsida; Malpighiales; Euphorbiaceae
Exons: 6
Coding region: 253-1584 (443 amino acids)
Source: RefSeq, a predicted model, not a curated record
GUGGUUUCCGGGACGACAAAAAAUAAAAUAAAAUAAAAUAAAAAAAGAGGGAAAAGUUCGUUGGAUAACUCCAAAACAGACGAUCUCAUUCAUUUUUCAUUUUUCUCAUAGGCGGUGGCGCUACUGGUGGUCGGGGUGGUGCUGAUACAUUCUCGUCCUUUAAUCUCUCAACGGGGUGGCAGUUGCGGAGACUGUGACAGGCAAGGCGGCGGCGGCGGCGGCUGCGGUGAUUCGUCGAAUAAGAAAACAAAGAUGGCGUAUCGGAGAAGACAGGGAAUCACGAGGGCUUCGACCUUCAGAGAAGAGAUAUAUCGUUCGCCAGAAGAUGACAUUAAUAAUAACGACAUUAAAAAUCGUAAUAUGUUAAAAACGUCUCAUACUUUUAGUUCGUCUUCCUCUCUGGCGGCACAGGCCAUCAGGGCAUCCGCCGCACAUCGUGAAUCGUCUCUUUCCUCUGCGUGCGCCGGAGAUUCCUCCCCUCAGAGAUCUAAGGUCUUUGAUGCAUAUGAGGACUCGUCGCCCAGAAGUGAUUCUAAAGGGUUUUGGGGUGUUCUUGCUAGAAAAGCGAAAGCAAUUCUUGAGGAGGAUAACGUGUCAUCACAAUUAGAAGUACCUGAUCGGUCAAGGUUCCAGAUGUCAGAUACAUCUGAAGGGUGCCAGUCUCCGCAAUCAAACCUAACACCUGAUGGUGUGGUGAAAUUGGAUAAUCCUAGAUUAAGGAAGGGCCUGGAUAAAAUCACAUCUUCCCUUAAUCAGAUAGGUGACACUUUUGAAAAGGCUUUAGAGGGAGGUCGCACUAUUGUGGAAAAUAAGACUGCAGAUAUUAUCCAAGAAACCCGCAAACUGCAAAUUAGGCGAAAAGGAAGCAGUCCUGAUGCUCAAAAUCAAGCCCCUGGUACAAACAGUUCAUGGCAGGAACCCAUGAUGCAACCUUAUCUGUCACAAAAUCAAAUGAACCAUGAAACUCAAUUGAAGGCAUCUCGCGACGUAGCAAUGGCAACUGCUGCAAAAGCAAAACUUCUUCUUCGGGAACUGAAAACAGUUAAAGCAGACCUGGCAUUUGCAAAACAAAGAUGUUCACAACUAGAGGAAGAGAAUAAAAUCCUGAGGGAGAGUCGUGAAAAGGGAGGCAACCCAGCAGACGAGGAUUUGAUUCGCCUUCAACUGGAAACACUUUUGGCUGAGAAGGCUCGUUUGGCACGUGAGAAUUCAAUAUUUGCUCGUGAGAACCGGUUUCUGAGGGAAAUUGUUGAAUACCACCAACUCACCAUGCAAGAUGUUGUUUAUUUGGACGAAGGCAGUGAAGAAGUCACUGAAGUUUACCCAUUUGCAAAGACGCUUUAUAUUUCCCCAACCUCGCCUGUUUCUCCACCCUCACCUUCUGAGCUUACUGCAUCUGCAAGCCCAGCAGCAACUAAGGAAAUAAUGCAGGAAGCUUCAAGAAAUGAUACCCCACCAAGUUCACUUACACCUAUACUCGAGGAAGGAGACACAGAAGACAUCCCUGCAAACAAGGACGAAGAUGGAAAAAGUGCUCUGGUACUCGAGGAAAAUGCAAAAACAGAAACAAAAUCAUCCUCAUAAAUCAAGAUUUUCCAUUGUUCAAUAACAACAAUUUUUUAUGAAAUACUGAUUCUAAAGUUUCUAUUGUCUUCCUUUGUUUUAUAGUUUGAGGAAGGCCGUGGAGUCUCCCUGAUUUUUGGGUAAGCAUUUGUUAUUAUUUUGUGUAUGUAAUUGUGUAUGCAGCUUUGUUUGUUUCCAAAUAAAGUUUGAUUUUGCCUGGUUC